AUGUCUGCUCUGAAUACCUCUUAUUUACGUCCAAAAGAAUUUUUUUUGAUUGGAUUUCCAGGAAUUGAGAGCUACCAGACUUGGAUUUCUAUUCCAUUUUGUGUCAUGUAUGUUUUAGCUCUUGUAGCUAACUUGUUGAUCAUCUAUACUGUAAAGUUUAAUCACAGUCUGCAUAAUCCUAUGUAUAUUUUACUUGCAACUCUGUCACUUGUGGAUCUUGCUUUGUGCUGUUUAACCACACAGAUUUUAAAGAUAUUUUGGUUUAAUGAGAGAGCUAUUGCUUUUGAUGCCUGCUUGUUUCAGAUGUUCUGUGUUCACUUUUUUUCAUCACUAGAAUCUUCAAUACUUGCUAUUAUGGCUUAUGACAGAUAUGUUGCUAUUUACAAUCCCUUGCGAUAUAUGUCAAUUUUAUCAUACAGAUUUUUAGCUAAACUAAUUCUAUCUCAUUUUCUAAGAGAUCUUAUCUUAAUAGGCUUGCUACCAAUCUUAGCUUCCAGGUUGCCUUUCUGUUCAUCUAACGUCAUACCUCAUUGUUACUGUGAUCAUAUGGGUAUUUUAAAAUUAGCAUGUACUGAUACAUCUAUGAAUAGUUACCUAGGCCUUUUUGAAAUUGCCUCUAUAUUUGGAUUGGAUGCCAUUUUCAUUAUAUUUAGUUAUGUAUUGAUUCUGAGAUCUGUUCUAAAGGUUGGCUCAAAGGAGGCAUUUCUUAAAGCGUUGAACACGUGUGGUGCCCAUUUGUUUGUAAUUUUGUAUUUUUAUACAACAUACCUAUUUAGCGUUUUAGUUUAUCGAACUGGCCAGAAAGUUCUCCCUGAAAUUCAUAUUAUGUUUGCUGUUUUAUACCUUCUUGUACCACCAGUUUUGAAUCCUCUUGUUUAUGCCAUCAGAACCAAGGAAAUCCGUCAUGCUAUUUUAAAAACUGUUUUCAAUAAAAACACCAACUCCAGAAAACAGUCAGCAAGGAGUUAAAAUAUUUAUUCGCUAAAUAAGGCUAAAUUUUAAUCUGUUUCACUCUGCAACUAUUACAGCUCAGAUCGUCAUAGUCUACCUGUAAUGGAAAAGAC
Messenger RNA from Erpetoichthys calabaricus (reedfish), 1064 nucleotides. Its product is annotated as olfactory receptor 52E4-like. Gene Ontology annotation, cellular component: membrane. The record is from RefSeq and is a predicted model, not a curated record. The coding region runs from base 1 to 969 and encodes 322 amino acids. NCBI's taxonomy places the organism in Eukaryota, Metazoa, Chordata, Cladistia, Polypteriformes, Polypteridae. The transcript has a single exon. Gene Ontology annotation, biological process: G protein-coupled receptor signaling pathway. Gene Ontology annotation, molecular function: G protein-coupled receptor activity; olfactory receptor activity.